AUGGGUUACAUACCAAAAAUGAUAUUACCACCAACACCAAGUGCAGCCGAUUUACUUCGGACAUAUAAGUUACCAGCUUUGCGUCGAUUUGCACAAAAUUUUUUACUUGAUCCUCGUGCAACGAGUAAAUUUGUUGCAUGUGCAGGCAAUAUCGAAAAUAAAUUUGUGAUUGAAGUAGGCCCAGGACCAGGUGGUAUAACGAGACAAUUAUUUGAACAUGGAGCAGCACGAGUAGCAGCUAUUGAAAAAGAUGUUCGUUUAUUUCCUGCAUUACAAACAUUAUCUAAUGCUGUUGAUUCUCGUCUUCGACUUUAUCUUGGUGAUAUACUUGAUUUUAAUAUUGAAUCUGUUAUACCUGAUGAUAUUACUGCUCAACAUGGUUCAUGGGAAUCAAAUGAAUCUUCACCAAUUCAUCUAGUUGGUAAUCUUCCAUUUAAUAUUGCUAUUCCACUUCUUAUACAUUGGCUAAAACAAGUAUCAACUCGAUCAGGUCCAUUUUCAUUUGGUUAUCGAAUACCAAUAACAAUAUGUAUGCAAGAAGCUGUUGCUGGUCGAAUAGUAUCAGAUGCAUUAAUGGAUCAACGUGGUCGUCUAUCAAUUAUUUUUCAAAAUUGGUUUGAUUGUCGUGUUAAACAUGUAUUUUCUGGACGAGCUUUUGUUCCAGCAGCUAAUGUUAAUGUUGCUGUUAUUCAAUUAAUUCCAUUGAAACGACCAUUAGUUGAAGUUAAUUAUGAUCUUUUAGAUAAAGUAACUCGAGCUGCAUUUCAUAUACGAAAUAAAAAAAUAGGAAUCACUUUGGCAUCUCUUUUUCAUGAAGAGACUUGCGAUGAAGAUACACGAGAAUUACUUCAUCGUGCUCAUCUAAAAUCAGACACCAUGUGUUUAACAUUAACUGUAGAAGAAUUUGGUCAUCUUGCACAAAUCUAUGGUGAUAUUAUAAGUCGACCUCGACCUAUACAUGAACAACUUGAUCGAAAAAUUAAUAAAGAAGAAUUGACAUUUGAAUUAGGUGAAACUUAUAUUAGACCGGAAAAAAUAAAAACAAAGAAAAAGUCAAAAAAAGAUUGGGAUGAAUAA
Molecule: messenger RNA, 1077 nt
Organism: Rotaria sp. Silwood1
Lineage: Eukaryota; Metazoa; Rotifera; Eurotatoria; Philodinida; Philodinidae
Source: the annotation of a GenBank genome assembly